AUGCUGGAAAGAUCCUCAAAAGUAGCGAUCAAGGAAUCGGAUAAGUCCUCUCCUGAUCUGGAUGCAAAGGCACCAGCCCAUGAGGCUCAAGGCACCAUCACAGAUGACAAGUCAUCACCGUCAACACAGGCAGCCGAUAUGCAUUCUUCACAAGAGAAAUUGACAAAAAAAUAUACUCCGACCGAGGAGAAGUUAUCGAUCUGGAAACUAGUGCCCAUCACAGUGGCUCUCUGUGCGACUUUGUUCUGUAUGUCCUUGGAUCAAACUAUAUUGGCAACCGCAAUCCCUAAGAUCACCACCCAGUUCAGCUCUCUAGAUGACGUUGCCUGGUAUGGGAGCUCGUACCUUCUCGCCACGUGCGCUGUGCAGUUGAUGUUUGGAAAGCUAUACACCUUCUAUCCCUCCAAAUGGGUCUUCCUUUGCGCUCUUCUCAUCUUUGAGGUUGGAUCAGUGGUCUGUGGUGCAGCGCCCACUUCGGAUGCUUUGAUCGUCGGACGAUGUGUUGCUGGUCUUGGGGCCGCUGGUCUUUUCUCGGGGGCUCUCAUUAUUGUCAAUACCACGGUUCCUCUGCGAGUCCGUCCUAUAUACAUUGGGUUGGUCUCUAGUAUGCAUGCAGUUGCAAGCGUGGCUGGUCCAAUCAUGGGCGGCGCGUUUACUGACCAUGUCACAUGGCGUUGGUGCUUCUAUAUCAACCUCCCAUUCGGUGGCCUGGCCGUAAUUUGUGUCCUUCUUUUCCUGCCAUCAAACACGGUGGCUUUGAGGGAUCUCCCAUGGAGAGAAAAAGUUAAACAGCUUGAUCUGCCUGGGUUCGUUCUUCUGGCUCCAUCGAUUAUCUGCUUGAUCCUUGCAUUGCAAUGGGGUGGCACUUCUUAUCCAUGGAGAAGUGGUCGUAUUAUUGCCCUUUUUGUUGUAUUUGGACUAUUGUUCAUCGGCUUCUGGGCGGUUCAGGUAUGGCAGGAAGAUCUCGCUACCAUCCCCAUUCGGAUCAUCAAGAACAGAAACGUCUGGGGCGGAAUAUUUUACGGAACGAUGAUCUCUGCCUCCUUGUUUGUGUUUACAUUCUACAUUCCUAUCUGGUUCCAAGCUAUCAAGGGCGAUUCAGCUACCCAGUCCGGUAUCGACAACCUGCCUAUGUUGAUUGGACUCGUGGUUUUUGCUAUCAUCGGAGGCGUCCUUGCUUCUACUACCGGAUACUACACACCAUUCCUUAUUCUCUCUGCAAUCAUCACAUCCGUCGGGGCCGGAAUGCUCACCACUCUGGAGGUAGACUCAGGGAUCGGUGUCUGGUUUGGCUAUCAGGUCCUUCUUGUCGCUGGAGCAGGUAUCGGUGCUCAGAACAUGCUGCUUAUUUCCUCCGUAGCUGUGGAGAAGGUUGAUAUGCCCAUCACAACCUCGGUUUUGACCUUCACUCAGGUAUUGUCUGCAGCAAUCUUCCUUCCAAUCGGUCAGAGCGUUUUCCAGAAUCGACUUGUUGUCGAGUUGAGCUCAAGGAUAUCAGCCUCCGAUGCAGCCAUCGUUGUGAACGCUGGCGCAACUGGAUUUCAAAAGAGUCUAUCAUCGAAGGUGCUCCCACUCGCUCUGGAGGGCUACAAUAAAGCGAUUACCGAGACCUUUUACGUUGGCGUUGCCUGCGGCGCCCUUUCCAUCGUGGGCACUCUCGUUCUAGAAUGGCUUUCUAUCAAAGAUGUGAAAAAUGACCAUGAUAAGAAAGACGAAGAGAAGGGUAUUGAAGACGGAAACACCAGGGCGGAUGCCGAAGGCGACCGACCCCAACCCGCAGAUGCCACGCAGACCUGA
This is a messenger RNA of Penicillium chermesinum, 1797 nucleotides long. RefSeq names its product MDR family MFS transporter. The transcript is spliced from 4 exons. Bases 1 to 1797 code for a protein of 598 amino acids. Gene Ontology annotation, biological process: transmembrane transport. NCBI's taxonomy places the organism in Eukaryota, Fungi, Ascomycota, Eurotiomycetes, Eurotiales, Aspergillaceae. Gene Ontology annotation, molecular function: transmembrane transporter activity. The record is from RefSeq and is a predicted model, not a curated record.